AUAAAGUGCUGUCCGUUGCGACUAGCGAUGCCAAUAGAUCGCCAAACCGUCAGAUUGAUGUGACUAGUGAGUUUCGCAGCGUAGUUAGCUGCAUGUCAGGUGGAGUGGGGCAGAAGUGAUGUCAGCAUCGGUAGCGGUGGCAACCAAAACAAAAAGAACGACCCGCCUUAAAGCUGGAGUGGUUGCGCUUUCUCGUAUGACCAGCCUCAGCCGGAAUUCCACUGGCAAAGUUGUCGGCUGCUUGCUUCCGCCUUCGACCGACGGGCAACCUGCUUGUGGUUCCGCGCAGCAGCAGCACUAAUGCAGCCUGAGGGGGGGGGGUGAGGGUGCUUAGCGAUGGCUGUGACGGCAACGGUGUCGAAACCACGACGACAUCAGCAGCUAUGGCAGUGUUCAACGAUGUGCCAAGGUGGUAGGAAAGCAGGCUACUAGACGGGAAAGGAAUCGCCUUUCUUUGCAACGAGAAGAAUUUCGACGAAGUGUUAGGGAUGGCGGAGGCUGUAAGGCGGCAUACUCCGUAAGGAGCUAGAGUCUAAGCGGCUGGAGAUGAGGGGGGCUCAUUGUGGCGAGCGUCGCUCCAUCCACCUGAAAACCUCGCGAAAUUCUAUGAACCUCCUCUUCACACUUUUGCCCAUCAUACGCACACCCUUUAUAUCUUUCUUCCUUUUCUCUGGUAGCUCUCUUUUGAGCACGCAAGGCAACCCGUGUUAAGCAGCGAGCGGCCCCAUCGGCAUAGCUGACUCUCAUCCGGGCGCCCAAUCAGCCCGUUUCCGGCCAGCCUGUUCUUCUUCGGUUGUUAUAAUUUUGCGCCUUUUUUGUUCCGAUCACCGCGCCCUCGGUGGAGCCCCAUGGAAUCAGCGUGCGGCGCGGAGAAGUGGAAAGUUCUUGCCCGAGUCCGGGAGAAACUGGGAUCCUAAACAGGGUCGUGCCAGCGGGCGUUGUCCGUCGACAGCGGAAGGGACCGGCAACCAAACCGGUAUAAGGGAGCACGAGGGGGGUAAAUGAAGCUGACCGAAAUGAGAGAAAGGCAAGGCGAUGUGUGUAUCUGGGGGAAAGGGACACUCCUUCUUGGGGGUAUUGUGUCUAGUGGCUGGCGCCGCGGCGGCGGCCACGGAUCGCCGAACGCCACCAGAGCACAAAGAGCUUCGCUUCUCAGUCGGUAUCCAGACGUCCUAGCGAGAAGAUGUCUCUCGUAAAAUUAUCAGUCUAGCGCCCUGGCAACGUGCGUAGAAAGACAAUUGAAGUUACCGCAUACGGAGAACGUGUUGACAACGGUUGAAGCAGCUCGAUUGAGGGAUACGGUCCCUAACCCCCGUGACGACAUUGAGUCGAGGAUCUGCUGUGCACUUCUGUCCUAUGUGGAUUAAACUAGAUACGAUUGAUUAACUCUUCUCGGAAAACUUUGCUUUGGCAGGACGCACGUGUCGUGAUAGAAGUCAGUGUUGUUGAUUUUGUUGUAGUCCUGCAGCCGUUUGCAGUGGUGGUGAAAGUGGUGUUCUGCUGAAAACAUUACGUCCACGAAGGUGAAAAUUCGACUGCUUCUCUUGCUAUCUCUGUCGGGUCUAUAACAGAUAACAGCGCCCCAGUUGGGCGCCACUUACGCACGGAGCAGCUGCGCUGAAGUGGAGCACCGGCUCGUGCUCCAUUAGAUUUGAGGGGAUGGCUAUAGGCUCACGAUCCGCUUGCCAUUUGCAGUCGUUCGCGUCUCAGUCAGGUGACCCUAAGGUUCGGUGGCGUACCUCUUUUCGAGCAGGAAAUAGCGGCCACAGUAGCUGUCGAUGGGCCUACAGCUGUUGGUUAGCACUUUUAAGCUUGCUCCUACUUGUCUCGCUUGCUCCACCAGCGGGCGCCACAGAACCGAAACGUGUUGCUAGUCGGAGUCGAAGCCCGCGCAGGACUUCCUCAAGACAUGUUAUAGCCCAGUCAACAUCGCAGACACAACAUACUUCAACAGUAAAGCAUUCGGCGAACGAUCACAAUCACAAAGCUCCACAUCACCUUAAUCAAGGGGCAGUCAUUGAGAAGGCAUCGCAUCUCGAGUUGACUUUCCUUUUGGGCCAUAAAAUCGUGCUAGUGUGCAUCGCACGGGGUAUUCCUCGGCCAAAGAUUACUUGGCUUAAAGAUGGCGUUGAGAUUGCGGGUCAUCCGUACGUUCAGAUAUCCGAAUGGCUCCGCGAGGAUAACCGAAUCAAGUCCAAAUUGGAGAUCGAUCCUGCACGUCAGAUGGACUCUGGCAGUUAUACGUGCCAAGCUGACAACAAGGUUUCUGUAGACCGAAAAAUGUUCAAGGCCGAAGAUUUCCCAGACCUUCCCCUAAGUUAGAGCUGACCUGACGCUCGCCCCUAAACACAAAAAUGUCAUGGCGAAAGCAAAUGUCAUUUAAGAAAGAGCAAGUAUUGUAUAGCAAGUAAACGUAUCAUAAUAGCUUUGCCUAUGUGCUACUUCCUACGUGAAAGGCGAGGGCUUGUCCCUAUGAGGUCCAUGAGAUGCUGUGCUUGCGGUACAUGUACACAGAUCCACAUCCUAGAAUGCCCGAAGCCACUGCCGCUGUCGCUGUCGCCGUCGCUAUCACCGUCACCAGAGUUCAUCGUGCAAAUAUCGCGUUCUCUGGUUGCCCCUACACCGUCGACUGAUGGAGUUCCACGUCUCAGACACCAAGGCAUUUGUUUAAGUUGGCCUUUGUGAGCUGCUCUGCAAUAGCUCCUCUGGCUACAUUUGUUGGACGUCCGCGUGCAUCGUUCAGCACUUUUACUACCGUACGAAUCGUGGGAACCUAGUUGUUGCACCUAAUCUAUCCCGGGAGAUCUCACACACACAGCAACGCCGCAGAAGUUGUUGUUGGCGUCGCCCGAUCCAGGUGCAUAGCUAGCCGAGUUAAGCACUGGAAGCAUGUUAGUAGAGACCUUUACGGUCUUACUUCCUAUCGGCGAGCAGGAGUGAAGGCCUGGGUGGUAACGGAGCAAAAUUGAGCCAGCGAGCAAAAAGGGCCAAUGGAAUCAUUUUCUUUCAAGGAUAUAUAAAGAUAGCUCUAUCCUUCUGUACCAACAAGCAGCAAGAAAUUUAACAUGUGGCCAGGGAAUGGCCCAGAUCCGUCUGUAGCCCUCGGAGAGUAUUUAAGCUGCAGUUGGUUUUGGUGUGUAGUUGUUUUGUAUGUCUUCCGCGUACGUACUAAUGCCUUUUGCCCAGUGACCGAUGUUAACGUUCGGUUGUUAGUUCGAGCGCCUGCUGUAAAUAAUUAAAGUGUACAAUUAUGUGUGUUAUGUUCUGUACCUUAGAAUAUAAAUUAUUUACUUUUUAAUUGUUUUCUUAGUAAAAACUUCUAGUCAUAUGAUGUUUAAUAGUCUCCUAUCGUAGUGUACCUUUUUUCAUAGGCUGAUGCAUAUUGUUGAUGUCCUGACACGCAUCGAAUAUUUGCUAACUCGAUAGCAGACACUUGAUUGGGUCUCGACGGUCCCAUAUAAAUGAUCUAGGUGGUCUGCCUUUAUUGACUAUAGCGUGACCCGUUGUGAGUGACAUGAUAACUGUAUCACACAAUAUUACAGUCGUGCAAUAUCGUGCGUUAUUAAUCGUUGAGUGGAAUCAAGCGAAACAGUUACCAUCGAUGUGUGUAAAAGAAUUAAACAGAUCUGAAGCAGGCCAAUGGACAGUUAACAGAAAAAAAAAAAAAAAA
Varroa destructor (honeybee mite) is the source of this 3670-nucleotide messenger RNA. RefSeq lists its product as uncharacterized. The record is from RefSeq and is a predicted model, not a curated record. NCBI's taxonomy places the organism in Eukaryota, Metazoa, Arthropoda, Arachnida, Mesostigmata, Varroidae.